Messenger RNA from Trichophyton benhamiae CBS 112371, 393 nucleotides. RefSeq lists its product as uncharacterized. The record is from RefSeq and is a predicted model, not a curated record. NCBI's taxonomy places the organism in Eukaryota, Fungi, Ascomycota, Eurotiomycetes, Onygenales, Arthrodermataceae. Bases 1 to 393 code for a protein of 130 amino acids. The transcript has 2 exons.
AUGCAUGCUUUGAGGGACCAGAUGAGAGUUGUAUACAUCAACCAGCCCGCCAAGUUGCAUUUGGUGCCAAAUUCCAAUGUUGCAAUUUCAUCCGGGUUAGUUGUCUGUUUUAAUCUUGGUCUGGAAGAGGAAAGCAACGAGAAACAGUCUGCCUUGAAACUACUAACCGACCACAACAACAACACCAGGAUGAUGAUAAAGUCAUCUCCAUGCCAGUUCCAACGUACAAUUUUCAACCUAGCGCCUAUUCGCAGCAAGAUGACUGCAACUCCAAUUCCAUACUCUGUCCACGCCUCAUUUUUGAAAGGCGUUGACUUUGAAUCCCACAUCUCGAUUUUGGCUCUAUACGAUCCAGGAGAAAAGCCUUGGACAGUGACUUUGAUGGAAGAUUGA